Molecule: messenger RNA, 303 nt
Organism: Aspergillus puulaauensis
Lineage: Eukaryota; Fungi; Ascomycota; Eurotiomycetes; Eurotiales; Aspergillaceae
Exons: 2
Coding region: 1-303 (100 amino acids)
Source: RefSeq, a predicted model, not a curated record
AUGGCUGUCUAUGUGUGCACGCACAAGAACAAUCCAAGGCACACACGACCAGCUCCACGAUCCAAGGUUUCGGGGCUCAUCGGUGGGGGCAGUUUUCCACUGGUCAGCCCUCCUUUCGAGUCUUUUUGCCGUUCAGGCUUUUCAAGGAACAAUGAGCACUGGCGUGACUGCAAGCGGCAACGGAUCUACGAAUUAACUGAGAGCAUCCACUGCCAUCCAGAGCCGAGGCGGAGACGCCAUGACGAGAGGGCCCAUGGGACACGAAUGAGACUCGACGAGUCACAGGGCGAGUUUGGGCUCUGA